Molecule: messenger RNA, 1673 nt
Organism: Pristis pectinata (smalltooth sawfish)
Lineage: Eukaryota; Metazoa; Chordata; Chondrichthyes; Rhinopristiformes; Pristidae
Gene: pigm
Product: phosphatidylinositol glycan anchor biosynthesis, class M
Biological process (GO): GPI anchor biosynthetic process
Cellular component (GO): glycosylphosphatidylinositol-mannosyltransferase I complex; membrane
Molecular function (GO): alpha-1,4-mannosyltransferase activity; GPI mannosyltransferase activity
Source: RefSeq, a predicted model, not a curated record
GGUGCAGGAAACCUGGCGGGCCUGCGCUCCCAGCUCUUCCCUCCUACCCCUGGGCACGACUGGUCGUUCUGCUUCCUCCGCAGUGCAGCAGUUUAACAUGGGCCGCACUCCACCAGCUCAUUAAUUCCACCCAGGCAGACUCUCAGUGAUAGGGAAUAAACCCUCUGAAUUAAAGCCUCCUUGCUUUCAACGUUAACCCAGGGCGACUGUCUCCUCUAUCCACGGUUAGAGGGGUGGUGGCGCCACUCUGCCCUGUAAAUGGGUGUAGGCGGAUCUCGUGGGGUUGCUGCCCUGUUCGUAGCUGCUCUGUGCAUUCGCAUUAUCCUCGUCUUCUAUGGGCUGUACCAGGACCGCUCCAUGCAGGUUAAGUACACCGAUGUGGAUUACCGAGUCUUCACAGACGCCGCCAGAUUUGUCACUCAGGGGGCCUCUCCAUACAGAAGAGCAACUUAUCGUUACACACCAUUGCUAGCAUGGAUGCUGCUGCCCAACAUUUACCUCAUGGAAGUGUAUGGGAAAUUUGUUUUCAUUACAUGUGAUGUCCUUGCAGCUCAUCUCAUGCACAAGAUCCUAUGCCUCCAAGGACUGGACAGUCAGAGUGCAUGCUGGUACUGUAGCUUAUGGCUCUUCAACCCCCUGCCAAUGACUGUUUCAAGUAGAGGGAAUGCAGAAGCUGUUCUGGCAGUGUUGGUCCUAAGUACUUUGCUCUACCUAAAGCGUAGGCAGAUUGUGAAGGCUGCACUGUUCUAUGGGCUUUCUGUACAUUUGAAGAUUUACCCAGUGACCUAUGCAUUUCCCAUAAUCCUGUCACUUCAAACUGACCAACAAGCAGCAGAGAAUGAUCCUUCAACUAUAAGGAAUAAACAGCAUCUUAAAAAAGGCAUAGGUUUUUUCAGUUAUAAGAAGCAUUGGUCAAUGUUUAUUGUCAGACUGCUAAACAAGGAGGUGCUACUGUUCAUCGUUGUUGCUGGCCUCGAAUUUCUUAUCCUAGGAGUAUUCUUCUAUUACAGCUAUGGUUGGGAAUUUCUGGAGCACACGUAUUUUUACCAUUUAACAAGAAGAGACAUUCGCCACAACUUCUCCCCGUAUUUCUACAUGUUGUAUUUGACUGCAGAGAGCGAGUGGAGCUCAGUUCUGGGACUGAUUGCUUUCUUCCCACAGUUCCUGCUGCUUGUCAUCACAUCUUUUGCUUAUUAUAAGGACCUUACAUUUUGCUGCUUCCUUCACACUGCCAUUUUUGUCACUUUCAAUAAAGUGUGCACUUCACAGUAUUUCCUGUGGUACUUGUGCCUUUUACCAAUGGUUCUUCCACAUCUGACAUUUUCCUGGAGAAGAGGCAUUAUGCUCCUGGCUUUGUGGUUCAUUGGUCAGGGAUUAUGGCUCACCCCUGCAUAUUACCUGGAGUUUGAAGGACAGAAUACAUAUCUACUUAUCUGGGUAGCUGGAUUGCUAUUCCUUUCCAUCAACUGCUUCAUUCUCAUUGGUAUUAUCUCAAACUACAAGAAAAGGGAUUUGCAGUCAAAAACAAGAACAGAUUAAGAGCAGGAAAGCUUCUGUGCCCAGGAUGUUGCUAUUUAUUUCAUGGAUCAUACUUAAAAUAUAUUCUGCCUAAAUAUAAUUACUAUUUUAUUUUCUGUGAUGAGGGCCCCUUUAGAAAUAGGUAGUAUGUAAUA